This is a messenger RNA of Paramecium pentaurelia, 482 nucleotides long. The record is from the annotation of a GenBank genome assembly. Lineage: Eukaryota; Ciliophora; Oligohymenophorea; Peniculida; Parameciidae.
AUGCUGCCUUAUGAAAUGGAGCCAUUCUUUCCUGUUUUAAUUGAAAACAAAACCUUAUUUAGAAAAAUUAAGAGAAGGCAUCAUUCAACUUAACCUAUAGAACGUAAAGCUUAAUAGCCAAUUGAUUCCUUUUAUGAAAGAUCUUUUGUAAUAUAAAGAAAAGAAUUAUAAUGUCGAACUUUAGAACCAAAAAAAUAGAUUUUCAUUUAAUAUCCAAAAACAUCAAUGAGUGGAAGAGAAAACAUUAAUGAUGAAAUUAGUUUUGAAAAAUUGAUUCAAACAUUUUUAUAAGUAAAUUCUUGCAAUCCUUCAAAAUAAUCAUCAAUAAAUAAAAAAGCCUUUAAGUUAAUAUCUCAGAAUAAAGAAAUAUAAAUUCUUGAAGAAGAACAUAAAUGUAUUCAAAUUUAUAAACUGUAAUAGCUCUCUAAUCAAGAUUUUUUAAAGAAAUUAAUUCAUAUGUAGACAACUGUAGGAAAUUUUGA